Messenger RNA from Bicyclus anynana (squinting bush brown), 904 nucleotides. Its product is annotated as protein obstructor-E. The record is from RefSeq and is a predicted model, not a curated record. The coding region runs from base 122 to 838 and encodes 238 amino acids. The transcript is spliced from 7 exons. Gene Ontology annotation, cellular component: extracellular region. NCBI's taxonomy places the organism in Eukaryota, Metazoa, Arthropoda, Insecta, Lepidoptera, Nymphalidae. Gene Ontology annotation, molecular function: chitin binding.
GGCGCCGGCCACAAUGCGCCGUGCGGGCAAUACCGAGCAACCUUCGACGGGAAACGCACGCGUACCCGGGUUAAUAUUUUAUAUAUUUUAAAUAUAUUAAGUUUUUAUACACUCGUCCAAUAUGAGAAGUUUAGUCAUUUUCGCUGUGUGCGCUUUUGUUUCUGCGCAAGAAUUCGACUGCCCUGAUAAGAGCGGCUUCUAUGCAGACCCGUACCAAUGUGACCUUUACUACAAAUGCAGCAAAGGCAAAGCGGAAGCAAAACUAUGUCCGGAUGGCUUAGUGUUCGCUGAUGAGAACCCCAACAAAGAGCUCUGUGACAUUCCCUCUAACGUUGACUGCGCAGACAGAAAAGAACUACAGGAACCAAAACCUGGCAACAAAGGCUGUCCACGUCAAAAUGGAUACUUCAAGCAUUCAGACCCUCAGGCAUGCGACAAGUUCUUCUACUGUUCGGAGGGUAUUCCCAACGAGCUCCCGUGUCCUCCCGGACUGUACUUCGACGAGGAGACUUCAAACUGUGACUGGAAGGAGUCAGUGCAGCGCACCUGUGACCAAAUCACUAAAGAUGUUCUAGAUGACGGUUUCUCUUGCCCCGACGGUGACACUAUGGGACCCAACGGCCGUGCUCUCCCUCACCCCACGUUCCCCCACCCAGAAGACUGCCAGAAGUUCUACAUCUGCCGCAACGGCGUCCAGCCACAGAAGGGCAGCUGUCCUUCAGGAAAAGUAUACAACGAGGAAACUUUCAUGUGUGACGAACCAGAGAAAGUGCAAGGAUGUGAAAACUAUUAUGAAGGACAACCCACAGAGAAGAACAAACUGCCGAAGAAGGCGUAAACGUUAGUUAGUAAGAUAUAAUAUUAGUCUUAAAAUUUAAAUAAAUAGUGUCAUAGAAUUUAAAAA